GUUACACUGUUCUUUGGUUAAACAUAAAGAUAGAUCAAUGUGUGGAAUUUUUUGCUCAAUUUUGCAAGAUGCUAAAUUAUAUUCGAAUAAUAUUGAAAGCCCACUGACAGAAAUUCUAAGAAACCGUGGUCCAGACGUUCAAGACGAGUUGGUGCUAAAUUAUGAUGGUGGACACAUAAUUUUUGCCGGCAGCGUAUUAUGGCAACAAGGGGAAAAAGUACAAAAGCAACCAGUGGUGGCAGACAACUUCAUUUUUUUGUAUAACGGAGAUUUUUACAAUUUACCAAAGCCUGACUCUAUGUCAGACACGUCUUGGAUAGCGAAAAGAUUUUCUGAAUGUCGUAGUGAAAAGAAUCUACUGAAUCUACUAAAGCAGUGGGAGGGACCUCAUUGCUUAAUUAUUUAUGACAAACGAGAUCAAACACUCUACUUCUCUCGCGACACACUGGGAAGGAAUUCAUUAAUUAUUGAACGCAUUUCGAAAGGAUUAAAUUUAUUAAGUACUUCACAUUAUUCUGAAAGUGAAAAAAUAUCAUUGGAAUUGCCCCCCUUGGGUAUAUAUCGGGUCAAAGUGAAUGAUUUAACAGCGUGCAUAUUGCAUCCAUGGCAGCCUCUUAAUGAGUAUAAUAAUCAGCUUUUACUUAAUCUUGAUAUUGCUGUUGGCUGGAAAACUACAGUGGAAAGUCCAAUUUUGCCAGAGUGGAUGUUAAAAAGUAAGCUUAGAUUUGAUUACGAUUUCUAUAAAUUGCCUUAUAUCGAUAACCAUGUGGAUCUUUAUAAUUACAUAAUAAGUCAACCACAAAUAAAAGAAUCUCUUACAACGCUCCAUCAAUUGCUUUGCGAUUCGGUACGAAAUCGUGUUAGAAACACCGCUCCAACUUGCCGACUCUGCUCAACGAAAUUGGGUCUUAAAACUAAAUGCAACCAUGCAAAAAUUUGUAUUUUGUUUUCGGGUGGUAUCGACUGUACCAUCUUGGCUUUGCUGGCUAAUCAUUUUGUAUCAGAAAAUGAACCGAUCGAACUGAUUAAUGUAGCUUUCGAAAGCAUUGAGGGUCAAAAUAUAUCUGAAAUCCUUUGGGAUGUGCCGGAUCGAAGAACUUCAUUGUUGGCUAUCGAAGAAUUAAAGAAACUUUGUCCUAAGCGAUGCUGGAAUCUGCUGAAAGUCAAUGUAACCCGUAGUGAAUUACAGCAACAUCUUAAUACACGUAUCAAACAUCUCAUAUAUCCUCUUGAAACAGUUUUAGAUGAGAGUCUCGGAUGCGUCUUCUGGUUUGCUUCGCAUUGCACUAGCUCUACUGCCAGAGUCGCCCUUAUUGGUAGUGGGGCAGAUGAAUUAUUUGGUGGGUAUGCUCGGCACCGCAACACAUUCAGGCGUUGCCUGGGCAGCGAUAUGGAACAUUAUCUUGCCGUGGAAAUGGAACUUGAGAUAGACUGGCAACGUAUUCCGGCCCGGAACUUAGCAAGAGAUGACCGAGUUAUUGCCGAUAAUGGCAAAACGGCUAGAUCGCCAUUCGUCGAGGAGAACUUUGUUAAAUUUAUAAGGUCUUUAGAAGCGUACCAAAAAUGUUGCUUUAGCUAUCCUGAAGGUGUUGGUGAUAAGUUGCUUCUGAGACUGUAUGGCUAUCAAAUCGGACUGCGAGAAGUAGUAUUCCUGAGGAAAAGAGCUAUGCAGUUUGGUUCUCGAAUCGCAAACAAAAAACAAAAAGCUUCCCAUCAGUCGGAAAACCUUAAGCUUUAAAUAUUAACAUUUUUAAACGGAUCACAACAAAUUUAAAUGAUACACUGACUCGCUAAGUUAAAAGCAGAGUUACUUAUACAACUCGUUUAAAAAAAAAUAACGUGUUUAUACAAUUUUGUAUUUUUUAUUUAAACUUGAAUCAACAUUUUAAAAUAUCAAUAUGGAAAAUGAUUUUUUAUUUAUAACAUUCAAAUAUUGUAUCUUUCCUUGAUACAAUAGUCACUUAAAAUAAAAUAUAAAUCCACCCAAUGAAAAACGUGAA
This is a messenger RNA of Drosophila elegans, 2000 nucleotides long. Its product is annotated as asparagine synthetase domain-containing protein CG17486. Gene Ontology annotation, molecular function: asparagine synthase (glutamine-hydrolyzing) activity. The record is from RefSeq and is a predicted model, not a curated record. NCBI's taxonomy places the organism in Eukaryota, Metazoa, Arthropoda, Insecta, Diptera, Drosophilidae. The transcript has a single exon. The coding region runs from base 38 to 1738 and encodes 566 amino acids.